Molecule: messenger RNA, 345 nt
Organism: Arabidopsis lyrata subsp. lyrata
Lineage: Eukaryota; Viridiplantae; Streptophyta; Magnoliopsida; Brassicales; Brassicaceae
Product: defensin-like protein 109
Exons: 2
Coding region: 1-240 (79 amino acids)
Source: RefSeq, a predicted model, not a curated record
AUGGAUUUCACUAAGAAAAUAUUGUUAGUAUUUGCUUUCAUCAUUAUGUUAGGUAUCUAUUCUGUUCAUUGCCGUCCAAGUUUCAAACCCAUACCUUUGUUUGAAGAAAAAUUGACUCAGUGUUUCGACACAAGACCAUGUCUGCAAGGGAUGUUGAAAUGCAUUGAAUUCUGUAGCUCAAUGGGGACUGCGGAUGGACAAUGUAAUAAUGAAAACCUUUGUUGCUGCACACAUGAAUGACAUUUUAGCUUUUUAUUCAAAAAUAUUAUUUAUUCAGAUAAAAAACAAAUUUUACCCCAAAUUAAAUAAAUAUAGCUUUGUUUGCUUAACGAUUGGAUGAAUGCA